Messenger RNA from Hypoxylon trugodes, 1963 nucleotides. RefSeq names its product DUF1692-domain-containing protein. Gene Ontology annotation, biological process: endoplasmic reticulum to Golgi vesicle-mediated transport; retrograde vesicle-mediated transport, Golgi to endoplasmic reticulum. The transcript has 3 exons. The record is from RefSeq and is a predicted model, not a curated record. Gene Ontology annotation, cellular component: endoplasmic reticulum; endoplasmic reticulum membrane; COPII-coated ER to Golgi transport vesicle. Bases 333 to 1463 code for a protein of 376 amino acids. NCBI's taxonomy places the organism in Eukaryota, Fungi, Ascomycota, Sordariomycetes, Xylariales, Hypoxylaceae.
CACAGAUUCAUUUUUUUGGUGCAAGUUGUCCUCUUAGAAUGGCCUAAUAGAGUGGAUUAAUAGCUGUCAUUUUCGUUAACCUUAACUUUUUUACCAGUUACAACCUUUUUCUUCGACCAAUUCGAUUUUUCGAUUUCGUUUUCGACUUCGACGUCUAUUCGACCAAUUCACCUCGAAAGGUCAUUUUCGGAAUUCGAAUUAGAAAACCGAUGCCGUUCUAGCGCUACCCCAGUCCAGACGUCUCGGCGAAGUGAAGCCUGCAGCGCGUUCGAGAAGUUCCGAAUCGCACACGAGACCAACCUGGAUAGAAAACACCGAGGUCCGCAGUCAAGAUGAACGGUUAUAACGAGAAAAGUCACUACGAUGACGAGCCCGAACCUAGUAGUUUCGUAAAGGCUUUUGAUGCUUUCCCGAAGUCGAAACCUCAAUACGUAACGCGCACAUCGGGCGGUGGAAAAUGGACGGUCGUCAUGUCGGUCGUAUCCUUCAUACUCCUAUGGUCGGAACUUGCGCGGUGGUGGCGCGGCGAGGAAACGCAUACGUUCGCGGUCGAGAAGGGUGUGGGACACAGUAUGCAGAUUAACCUGGAUAUUGUGGUUAAGAUGAAGUGCAAGGAUCUACACGUCAACGUACAAGACGCCGCCGGCGACCGCAUUCUUGCUGCCUCGCGGUUGCAGGAAGAUGCUACGAGUUGGGGCCAGUGGGUUGAUGCGAAGGGUGUACAUCGAUUGGGUAGAGAUAGCCAGGGACGUAUACUUACAGGCGCUGGGUGGCACGAGGAAGGUUUUGGCGAGGAACACGUUCACGAUAUCAUCGCGAUGGGACGGAAGAAGGCGCGUUGGGGGAAGACGCCUAGGCUUUGGGGUGCUGAACCGGAUAGUUGUCGUAUUUAUGGAAGCUUGGAUUUGAAUAAGGUCCAAGGUGAUUUCCACAUUACAGCGAGAGGACACGGAUAUGCGGAGAUGGGGACGCAUUUGGACCACGGUGCUUUCAACUUCUCGCACGUUAUUUCGGAACUUUCGUUCGGACCGUACUACCCGUCUCUCGUGAACCCUCUCGACCGAACCAUCAACUUCGCUGACGCCCACUUCUACAAAUUCCAAUAUUUCAUGUCGGUAGUACCCACGAUAUACAGUGUACAACGGGGAUCAUCAUCAGCUUCAGCCGACCGCACCAUCUUCACAAACCAGUACGCCGUAACAGAGCAAAGCAAAGAGGUUAACGAACGUUUUGUCCCUGGUCUGUUCUUCAAGUACGACAUUGAGCCUAUUAUGCUACAUGUCGAAGAACGCCGGGACGGGCUACUCUCUUUUGCUGUUAAGGUUGUGAAUAUCCUAAGUGGUGUCCUAGUCGCCUGCCAUUGGGGCUUCACUAUGAGUGAAUGGCUUAGGGAGGUUAUUGGUCGUCGUCGUAGGAAGCAGAGUGAGGGUGUUAUUGGUGCGAAGGGUGAUUAUGACGAGUAAAAGAACGCCAUCACGACUGUGUAGUGUGUACUACUAGCCCGGACGAGGAUUGGAAGCCGGGUACUGGAUGGGCGAAAUCAAAAGUGGGCGACAACGAUGGAAUGGAAGACGAUUGAUCUGGUUUCGGCAUCCUAUCUGGGUACAUCUUUUUGUAGAACCUUCACGGAGUUAAAGGAACAGGGGUAAAGGAGAGUUCGGUAUAUAGCGUCAACACGAAAACGCCUGCAAUGAUUGAUUUCGACGAAUUUGUGUCUCUUAACCUUUGAAUAUGUCUUCCCCUCCUUUACUAUUCACAUGUUAAGUUUAGGAGCGUUAGGUAGUAUGGAUUCAAGGCCCUUUAUAAAUGACAUCCGGCCAGCAAGGUCCUCAGAUGGAACAUAACAAAAAUAUACGAGUUAUUCAUCGUGAUAUAUCAAGUUUAGUAUGUUGAUAAAUCAAAAGGUAUAUAUUUAUAUAGAUCAGAUACGAACUAGAUCGCAGAUGUCACAUAAACACCACUC